Drosophila santomea is the source of this 1284-nucleotide messenger RNA. RefSeq lists its product as uncharacterized. The transcript has 2 exons. NCBI's taxonomy places the organism in Eukaryota, Metazoa, Arthropoda, Insecta, Diptera, Drosophilidae. Bases 177 to 1166 code for a protein of 329 amino acids. The record is from RefSeq and is a predicted model, not a curated record.
AUCUUAGUUUAAACACGACUCAGUAACUGAGAGCACAACACGCAGGACAAAAUUCCAAAAUAUUGUUGUUUCAGAUUUAGGAAUUUCUUCUUUUCUGUUUUUUUGCUAGAGCGACUUAGGAUUCCCUAGCUAAGACUACAACCAAGAGAACCUCUAGCUCUAGUCUCAAAUACAACAUGGCCGAGAAGAAAUCUGAGGACCAAAAAGAUAAUGCCAUUGGAUUCGAGAAUCGAACAAGUCGCGUGGGGGCCCAAGGUCGUCAGCAAGAACAGAAUAAUGCUAUAUUUGCUAGACUUUUUGCCACUUUGGAUGCUGAACAUCGCAAAUUGAGGGAGUUGGAAGAGCGCAGAUCGCAGCUUAUUGAAGAAAUGAAACAUUUGAGGACUCUACUCUUUACGGAGAAUAAAAAACUUAGGCAGACCGUGGCUCCCAUACCGGGAAGUAGUCCAUUACCAAUUCCAGCUACCGGUGUUAGUGCCAUCGUGAAAAAUAGUUCUGAGAAACCUUCGAGCUCUGGGACCUCUCCCAUUAUUAAAUCUGCGCGUUUGGAACGUCGACAGUCCAAUAAAUCGGUUACUAUUGCCGAACCACCAACACAAAAUUUUAACACACGCGAAAGACACAGGGCAAGUAGUUCCCAAGGUUUAAAGCAAAAGGGAAAUCGUCGAAGUCUUAUGGUUACAACAAGGAAAAUCAAACAGAGAAUCACUUUAGAUAACAUAUCAAAUACCAGAGAGGACAUGUUUGACGAGAUCGAUGAAUCCGCUUUGACAACUUCUGUGGGCUCCAAUUUGCGUACUUUGGAGCAGCGAAGAUCCGAAUUAGACGAUCGAGAAGAUGUGGACGAAGUUUUGGUCUCGCUGCCAGCAUUAUUUACAUUUAUGGAUUCCCAAUUUACAGAGCACUCCAUUUUACCAAGUGAUCCUGAGCCAACCAACGAUUCUAAAACAUUCGAAGUGUUUCCCAAUACCGAUCAAGAUCCAAGUUUUUAUCUGCCAAGUGCCGAUUCCUUGUUUAAGGAUAUACUGGGAACGGAUUCACCCUCCUUAGAACUGAAUAUGCCAGAAGUGUCACUUGAAAUGCAUCCAGUUGGCAUUAUCGAAUGCUCAACGAAUGUGGCGGAAAUCGUUGAAAAUGAACACGAAACGGAAGCGCAAACUGAUUAAAAACCCCUUAACUUUUAGGGCUUUCUUAGAUUCUUAUGAUGGCUAAUUUAACUUUAAACUGGAGCGAUUACUAGAUCUGACAACAAUAUUUUACAAAUACAGACAUUACAGCAAAUAA